Acanthamoeba castellanii str. Neff is the source of this 156-nucleotide messenger RNA. RefSeq lists its product as uncharacterized. Bases 1 to 156 code for a protein of 51 amino acids. The record is from RefSeq and is a predicted model, not a curated record. NCBI's taxonomy places the organism in Eukaryota, Discosea, Longamoebia, Acanthamoebidae. The transcript is spliced from 2 exons.
AUGAACAAGGCAUUUGGUGACCCUGAUCCAGGUAAGGACAAGGAACUGGCAGUGAACUAUUACUGGCAGACACCAGUCAUGAGCUGCACAGCCAGUGAGGAUCAGCAGGUGAGCCUCUCCUAUGAGGCUUUCCGUGGUCUUCUGGUGUCCCAGUAA